Drosophila hydei is the source of this 1943-nucleotide messenger RNA. RefSeq names its product protein odr-4 homolog. The coding region runs from base 282 to 1757 and encodes 491 amino acids. Gene Ontology annotation, cellular component: endomembrane system. The transcript has 5 exons. The record is from RefSeq and is a predicted model, not a curated record. Gene Ontology annotation, biological process: intracellular protein localization. Lineage: Eukaryota; Metazoa; Arthropoda; Insecta; Diptera; Drosophilidae.
CUUUUAGCUUUACAUUUUAUUUUUGAUAUAAAUUGCACCUGCUACAAAACACCUGUUAGAAUAUAAUUCAGAGUGUAUUUUUAAAUUUUAAUUGAGCGCCAAAACAUACUCACACUCUCAUCCCUAAGAGUGAACGAAACUAUCGUUAAACGGAAACAUCGAUAGCGUCGCUUGACAUGAUAUCAUAAAAUAGUAAUAUCGAUAGUCGUAUAUCAUCAACAUUAAAGUCAGCCCAGAAGUGCUAAAAAAUUUAGUAUUGUUGAAAAAAUUAAAAAUAUAUAAUGCGCACAGUGCUUUUGAGCAAAUCCGAUGAGCUCUAUCUGGAAAAGUGCGCUCAGGAACACAGUUUCACGUACGGAAUUAUCGUUGGUCACCAAGCAGAUGUCUGCAAAAGCAUUGUUGUUCACCUGGCCCGCAACAGCGAGGAAGAUGCCGACCUGGAGGAUUUGACCGACGUGCGAUUAACAAUACGCGACAUCAACUCCCAGGCUCUGGCCUCCCAAUGGCUGAGCGCCAGUAAAAUGUGUCCCGGAUCCUUCGAUGUCAUAGGUAUAUUCAUUGCUUCGGUGCGUCCUGAUGUAGCCAACGAACGCAGCGAAGAGUUUAAGAAUGCCAAAAAAGUGUUUUCCGAUGUAUACGACUUACUGCUCAAGAGCAACAACUCCUUUGGAGUCUACACCACAGACUUGGCACAAACUGACUUCAUAUUCCUAUCCUACUCUUUGGCCGAUAAAACUCUGCUCUGCAAAAACUAUACCUACGGAAAUGGCGGCACCUUUUCGAGCAUGGACUACCGCUUUGUUGAGAAACCAUUUGAGUGGAUUCAAUUUGAGUGCAAUUACGACUUGGAAGACGUCAUACCCAUUGUAGAUACCACCAGGCGCAUUAACAUUGAAGAACAGUUUCAAAACAUUAUAUCUACGAUUCGCAAAUAUCUGAUCGCCAGCGAGGUAUUCCUGCAAAACGAAUUGGUUGACGACGCAAUGGACUUGCAGACGUAUAUUAAAAAGAAAAAACUUAAGGAUGAUAAGCUUAAAACGAACUCGACCACUUCAGCCGGAAGUGCAGCCAACACGCCGGUAUCUGCGACUGCAUCUACGUUACAUCUACUAUCAGCCAUUGAUAGUUCCAAUGGAGGCGUCAUAAGAGCCAACAUUAUAAUGCCUGUCAAGUGUCAGGUGAACAAUCCGAUAGAUAUAAAAGUUCGGGAGUUCAGUGGGACUCUGCGCAUGAGCGGAAUGAUCUUCUCACGAAUUUACUGCAACCCACGAAACAGCAUGGCAGACGUGAAGCGUUACCUGCGCGACGACGUGCUGCGCUCAUUGAUCACUCGGAUUCAGGUCUACUGCGAUGGACUGACCGAUCCGCAUAUUAGCAACGAGGCGGUCUACAUAAGCGAACCACCGAGACGCGUGUUCUUCGCCAUACCCUCGGAUGGUGGCAAUACAUCAAGUAACUCGGUUCAGUUCUCCGAGUAUUUGUUCCGUGGUGAAGCGCCCACUGUGGUUGUAUCUCAAGCCAAGCAAGUACUUGAUGUUGAGCUGGAUCCGGAGACAAUUUAUCUGGAUGCUGAGGGCCUGCCAGAUGAUGUGAAUUUUAAUUCUACAUCAACAGACACCGAAGUAGAGGACUCACUCAGAUUGACUAGCACAAUGCCAAAGCGCGAAUUGUCGCGUAGUCUCUAUAUGGUUGGCAUUGCGGUGGCUCUCUUAGUGCUGCUUGCCUCGAUGGCUCUCCAUUACGCAAUGAGCGGAUAGUGCAGGCAGCUAAAAGCUGGCUAUUGGUUGCAUGUUCGACUAACCUUUACACCUUUACACAUACACACAACCCAAUCCAUUUAUACAUGGCAUAACAUAAAUCUUGUGAUGGUUUUUUAUUAUUAUAUUAUAAACCAAGGUGUACUCUUACUUGUAGUAGAAUAAAUGUAAAAAUGUCCCGUUAAA